Messenger RNA from Myzus persicae (green peach aphid), 2645 nucleotides. RefSeq lists its product as uncharacterized. NCBI's taxonomy places the organism in Eukaryota, Metazoa, Arthropoda, Insecta, Hemiptera, Aphididae. The coding region runs from base 168 to 2495 and encodes 775 amino acids. The record is from RefSeq and is a predicted model, not a curated record. The transcript has 2 exons.
UUAACGCUGAUAGAGGUGGAAGUCGUUGCCGGACGACGAUGAUCAACAUCAAACGUUUGUUGUGGGCGCCUGAUCCGCGACGACUGUGAGUAAAGUCGGCAAACGUAGUUCCUAUUAUACCUAACCCGUUCAAAUACUAUACCAUAUACUAUACCACGGUAAGCACCAUGAGCGUUUUGAUGUUCUUGAACAACGAUGCGGACACGAGUUGGCCAUCAGACGAGGCGAUCAAGCGGUACAGAUAUCAGAACGCCGGUGACGGACGUGCUGUAAAAGUGUUCGACUACCGGACGGGUCCGCAAUCGAUUUUGGACGCCGCGGACAGAGAAUUCCGGCUGUCGGAACACCACGGUCACGGCGUCCGGUUAGUGUUGACCGGUUACCGGGACCCGACGUUGGCCAGAUGGCUGUAUCGGGAACGAGGGUUGCCCGUGAACGUGGUGUUCUCGUCCACGAAAAUCGCGGACGGAAGCGACUGGUCCGAAUCGUUCUGGUCUGACGACGGCAUCACCAUGUCCGGAUUUAACCGCUCAGUGGAUAUCGACGACGACGACGACCUGAACAUAAUCAGCCAUGUGCUGCGAUUCGUCAACGACCUGUCCUACGACUACCGGUGGUACGCUCGUAGCCUGCGAGACAUACCCUCGGCGGCCGCAGCCGACUUGGACUGCGGGGACGGCGUGUACGCAUCCAUCAUGGAUACUUUCGGUGAAGGUGUCCAGGCAUUCGAACCCGUUCUGGACGCCAUCUUAGAACAGCUGUGCGGGGCGGCAUGCGAAGACCUGGCGGGGACAGAUGACGGCCGGUGGACGUUGGCGUCGGGUGUGGUCGAAGAAGGAGACAAGGCGGCCGAAGACGCAGCUCGCCUGGUGGCGUCCCGCAUUGACUGCUCCUCUGAAGCUGCUGUCGAUUACACACAACGGACGACACGGGUGGCCGCAUCGUUCGCGUCCGCGUUUUGGCACAAACAUUCUGAAAUCGCGCCGUCGCACACCGACUGCAUACUAACAGCGUGUUUGACCGAAAACCUUAGGGCCGUCGCCGACCCGGAACUCGCCGAGCUAUCGGCCGAACAGUUUCAGAUGUGCCUGAACGCCAAGUUUAUCACCACCAGACGUUGGCGACUGACAGACGGCGACCCGUCUGUGACCGGGUCCACGGCAACCACCGGCCCGUCGUUGUUCCGGCCGGAAAUUCGGCAACGCUGUGAACGGUUUUUGGCGGUGGAUCACUUGCUGGACUUGAUGGCCGCCGGAAAUGACACCGAUGACGACGCUGCCACCACCACCGGCAAGAGCUUAAUGUGGAGUCACGUGGAACACUUAGAACCGCACGUCUUGCCCCAAAGGCUGGUGGACUACGCGUCGACACACUUUAGCUAUGAAGUUCGAUACUUCGCACUCGCCGACACGCUGGUAUUCAGAUUCACGGACGGCAGACGCGGACGUUUCGUCGAACAGAGACACGUGCACAAGUUUGCCGGGCCCAGAAAUUUCAAAGAGUUCCAUAAAGAGGCAUUUCGGGCGAUGGACUUUAAGACCUAUGGCUACAGCGAUGACCGUCCGUUAGCGGUGACCGAUCCGAACGUGUUCCGGUACCGGGCAUUCGGUCACGUUGACGCGUCAGACUCCACGGUACACUAUAUAUCGGUUACCGGCGAUACCAAAAUUCGAGCUGAAGUGUACGAACUACUCGACGACGAUGGCAGCGGAAGCGCGGUGACAGCGUGCGAGCAGCGGUACCGAAUGAAAUUGGAAUGUGGCGAGUUUUGGGUGACUGUUCACAGUGUGGUGACGGUGACAAGUUGUGAACGGCAAACCGAGCUGACCGUGGGCCUGACCGACGGCACAGUGGUCGCGGUGACCCGGCUGCCCGGUGGCGGUUUCGAAGUGACCUCGAGGACGGCCGACGGCCUCGAGGACACCCACGGCCAGCGAUACGAGUGGCCAGACGGCCGGUCUGUGUUUGAGUUUCUUGUCGACGUGGUCACCGUAAUCGCGGCUGACGGCACUUGGACUUCCGCCGACUUUGGGCGAGCCGAUCACUUUGUAUGCGCGACGUACCUGACGGAUGGCGCCAAAGUCCGAAUGAUGAUGACCGGACCAGCCAUACAGUUUUGUCACGACUCUGAGUUCGAAAAUCCAGCAACCGAUGACAAGUACUUGGUAUGCCGCAGAGACCUGUCCGGUUAUGAGUUCGUCGACCACCACAAACCGCUGAGAACUGUGUGCCAAGUGCGGGAGGGUCCCGAUCAAGAGACGCCAUGGCCAGUGACGGUGGUGAGAACGCUGACAAAAAACCGAUUUGAUGGCCGAAUGGCCGAGCUGGUGAACAAGGCGCUGUCCGACCACCUGGUGACUGUCAAAACGUUAGCCGAUCGGUUGAACGCUAGACUUCCGAUCGACAAUGACGACGGUGACGACGAAUUCGACGAACUCGAACUCGAACUCGGUGGAGAAUCCCCGCUCGUCUCUCAUUCCUCCUUAAACAUGUAAUUACCCAAUCAUCAUUAUUUCAAUUUCAAUAUUAUUAAGUUUUCGGAUGUCUAUCUGAGCUGUUGAAUUGUACAUUGGUACAUUUGUUCUCUGUUCGCUUGGUCAUCGAUUUGACAGUUAACUACGGUUUUUCGAAGGCUGCAUUAAAAA